This is a messenger RNA of Cherax quadricarinatus, 2969 nucleotides long. NCBI's taxonomy places the organism in Eukaryota, Metazoa, Arthropoda, Malacostraca, Decapoda, Parastacidae. The record is from RefSeq and is a predicted model, not a curated record.
AUGCACCAUAAGGUCAAGUGUUCCACCUGCACCAGUCAGUGUUCCACCUGCAUCAGUAAGGUCAGAGUGUUCCACCUGCAACAGCAAGGUCAGAGUGUUCCACCUGCAACAGCAAGGUCAGAGUGUUCCACCUGCAACAGCAAGGUCAGAGUGUUCCACCUGCAACAGCAAGGUCAGAGUGUUCCACCUGCAACAGCAAGGUCAGAGUGUUUCCACCUGCAACAGCAAGGUCAGAGUGUUCCACCUGCAAACAGCAAGGUCAGAGUGUUCCACCUGCAACAGCAAGGUCAGAGUGUUCCACCUGCAACAGCAAGGUCAGAGUGUUCCACCUGCAACAGCAAGGUCAGUGUGUUCCACCUGCAACAAGCAAGGUCAGAGUGUUCCACCUGCAACAGUAAGGUCAGUGUUCCACCUGCAACAGCAAGGUCAGAGUGUUCCACCUGCAACAGCAAGGUCAGAGUGUUCCACCUGCAACAACAAGGUCAGAGUGUUCCACCUGCAGCAGCAAGGUCAGAGUGUUCCACCUGCAACAGCAAGGUCAGAGUGUUCCACCUGCAAGCAGCAAGGUCAGAGUGUUCCACCUGCAACAGUAAGGUCAGUGUGUUCCACCUGCAACAGCAAGGUCAGAGUGUUCCACCUGCAACAGCAAGGUCAGAGUGUUCCACCUGCAACAGCAAGGUCAGAGUGUUCCACCUGCAACAGCAAGGUCAGAGUGUUCCACCUGCAACAGUAAGGUCAAACUAUCUUGCUUCAAAUCACAUCAACAACCCUUCACUCUCAAAAAACAUUCUUUUCAUACAAGAUCAUACCAGACCAUACCACAUAAUACUGGAUCAUACCACAUAAUACCAGAUCAUACCACAUAAUACCAGAUCAUGCCACAUAAUACCAGAUCAUACUACAUCACACCAGAUCACUCAGGAUCAUUCCAGAUCAUACCACAUCAUACCAGAUGACACAAUAUCAUACCAGAUGACACAGUAUCAUACCAGAUGACACAAUAUCAUACCAGAUGACACAAUAUCAUACCAGAUGACACAGUAUCAUACCAGAUCACACAGUAUCAUACCAGAUCAUACCAGAUCACACAAGAUCAUACCAGAUCAUACAAGAUCAUACCAGAUCAUACCAGAUCAUAUUAUAUAAACUUGUAGUCUUCAUCCCUUGUUCUUUUAACUUCUUAUAUCUCUGAUGUCAACACUGAUGACAAGACAGUCAUUGGUUAAGUGAUGGUGAAAGUGUUUCUUGUCUUAUGGGUCACCUUACCUGGGUGGGAGACGUCUGGUAUAAUAAAGAGAGAACAUUGGUCUGAGACAUGAGGAGAAGCAUUGUGGGAGUGAAUCCUCACUAUUGAGGCAAGAGAAGUGAUCACUAUCACGGGGAAGGCAUCAGACAAUGUAGUGAGUCUUGUGUCACAUGAAGGACAGUAGUUGAGUCAUGUGUCACGUGAAGGACAGUGCUGUGAGUCUUGUGUCACAUGAAGGCUUUCAAACGAUGAGCUGCAUGCACCAACAGUCCGACUGCUCAUAUCCAGGCCAUUGAUUGACCCUCCACCUAUCCAAGCACCAAAUAAAUCCACACAAAAUAAACCUAUGUGGCUCUCACCUGCGAGGCUCGGGUUCGAUUCCUGGCACAGGAAGGUUAAUUUUACCGGCCUGCGGGGGCACUGACCCCCGAAACCCUCUCCUGGUAUACACGAGUUUCCUCGUAAAAUUCAGUACAAGGAAGGAUUGUUGCAAACUCCCCUACCCCCUCAAUCCACAUUCUACCUCAUUCCUGACAUCGCUGGUGUCCGCUGAGUCGCCAGUUCAUCUGUCCUCUCCCACUAUAUGUUCACUGUGAAAUUGUACCAGAAAUGUUCUUUUUGAAUUUUGAUUGCAACAGAUAUUUGUCUCUAAGUUGUGUGUAAAUUCACUACAGUGGACCCUCGGUUUUCAUGUUUAAUCCGUUCCAGAGCCAUCAGCCUAAACCAAAACCAUUUUCCCCAUAAGAAAUAAUGUAAAUGGAAUUAAUCCAUUCCAGACACCCAGAAGUAUCGACAAUUUUUUUUUUUUACCAUAGAAUUACAUGCACAGAAGAAUGAACAUUCAACAUGACACUUACCUUUAUUGAAGGCUGUUGUUGCUGGAAGAAAGACCCAGGAGGGGAGAGGGAAGAGAGGUUAUUCUUUGGAAGGGAAAUCUCCCUCUAUAAGGCCUCUAGGUACCAAGUCCUUAUCCAGGGUCACUUCCUUCCUUUGUGUUUUAAUGCCACUAGGACCAGCUUGAGUCACUGGACCCCUGUCGCACAAAAUAUUUGUCCAGAGUGCUCUGUUUCUGGCGUCUUUUUAAGAUUUGCCUAAAAUGGGACAUGGCAUUGUCAUUGUAAAAGUCACCAGCAUGGAUUGCAACAUCUUUCUCAGGGUGAUGCUCCUCUACAAAUGAAUGUACUUUAGUCCACAUUGCACAAAUCUCCUUAAUUUUUGAAGAAGGCACCUUCUUCCAUCUCUCUUCUUCCUCCUCUGAAGCAGUUUCCUCAGCUGUGGUCUGUUGCUGUUGCAGAUGAAGCUCUUGCAGCUCAUCAGUGGUUAGCUCUUCAUUGUGGUCCUCCACCAAUUCUUCCACAUCGUUGCCACUCGCAUCCAACCCCAUGGAAUUCCCCAAUGCCACAAUUGAUUGCACAACAGAUGUAGGGUUGACAGGGUCAGCCUCAAACUCUUCAAAAUCCUUCUUUUGGACACAAUCUGACCACAAUUUUCCCCAAGCAGAGUUCAUUUCCUUGAAGUCACUCCCUGCCAAGCCUUAUCUAUAAUGGCUUAUGCCGUGGUAGAUACUGAAGUGAUUCCUCCAGAACUCUCUUAGGGUCAAUUCAGAGUCCAAGGUUAUGUCAAAGCACCUUUGAAAUAGUUUUGGUGUACAAUUCUUUGAAGUUUGCAAUGAUCUACUUGUCCAUGGACUAGAGGAGAGGAGUGGUGUCAGGAGGCAAAAAGU